AUGAUGGUGUAUGCCGACCCCUUCCACUCCUAUUAUAUCGCGAUUGUAACGGUCCUGCCACCAGGAAUCGCUGCUUUUGCGGAGAAGAAUGGCAUCCAGAAGGAAUGGGCUGAGCUUGUGAAGGAUCCCAAGAUUGUCGCAGAAGUUCUAGCAUCCUUGCAAAAGGAAGCAAAAGGCAACAAACUCGCAAAGUUUGAAACACCACAAAAACUAUUCAUUGAAGCCCGACCCAUGGUUGCCCGAAAGCGGCUUAGUCACCGCUAG
Sphaeroforma arctica JP610 is the source of this 264-nucleotide messenger RNA. RefSeq lists its product as hypothetical. Lineage: Eukaryota; Ichthyosporea; Ichthyophonida. Bases 1 to 264 code for a protein of 87 amino acids. The transcript has a single exon. The record is from RefSeq and is a predicted model, not a curated record.